AUGUCUAAUGAGAAUAUUCAAAGCACUAGUUCAAGUUUAGCUUCAAUGUCAGAUAGCAAAAUACGGAUUGGAUCUUAUUGGACUGCUCUCUCAAGCAAUGGGAUGAAUGCUAUCAAAUAUUUGCUUUUGGACCCUGAGGCAGGAUUUAUAAUGAUGAUUGUACUAUUCUUAUUUGAAUUAGUGCUAGUGCAUUUGAUAAUUCGUUUUAUUCCCUAUACCGAAAUUGACUAUUUAGCUUAUAUGGAGCAAAUUUGGACUAUCAAGAAUGGAGAAAGAAAUUAUUCUAAAAUUGAAGGUGGUACAGGCCCGUUAGUGUAUCCAGCAGGCCAUGUUCUUAUUUACAAUUGGAUGGAGAAGAUCACUGACGGCUUGGAGAAUUUAAAAAGCGGACAAAAUUUAUUUGGAUAUCUCUACAUGGCCACAUUAAUGAUGCAGUUUUGUUGUUUUGCGAUAUUGAAUCUUCCACCCUGGUGUAUGGUUAUGGGAUGUCUAUCUAAACGGUUGCAUUCUAUAUAUGUUUUGAGAUUGUUCAAUGAUUGCUGGACGACUUUCUUCAUUGUUUUUACAGUGCUACUAUUCUUAUUAUCGGCAAGAUACAAAAAUUAUUAUUUGUGUGUGACAGGCAGUCUAACUUAUGCUGUUGCUGUGAGCAUUAAGAUGAAUGCGCUACUGUACCUUCCAGGUGUCUUGAUAUCUGUGUUCUUACUGAGCCAGGGCUCCUUGCUUGUACUACUUUGGUCAGUUUUCAUAAUGAUUGGAUGGCAGGUCUACGUGGCUAGAGAGUACCUUGCGGCAUAUCCGUUAGAAUAUUUGACUAUAGCCUUCAACUUUGGACGUAAAUUCAUGUACAAGUGGAGUAUCAACUGGCAAAUAGUAAGCGAGGAUGUAUUUGGGAAUGAGCUGUUUCACAAAAUGUUAUUACUCGGCCACAUAACAAUUUUAGCAUUCUUCAUCUUCACAAGGUAUUGCCCUCCGUCAAACGGCAGUUGGUUCCAAAUAGCCUACUCCGCAUUUAGACAGCCCUUAUCAAAGGUUUUAAACAUCUACCCGAGCCCCCUCUAUAUUGCAUACACAUUGUUGGUUACCAACUUUAUUGGAGUUCUAUUCUCACGUUCUCUACAUUACCAAUUUCUGUCCUGGUACCAUUGGACCAUACCAAUCCUUAUCCACUGGAGUUGCAUGCCGAUCACAUGCGCCAUCCCUUGGUACAUCUUACAUGAAUACUGCUGGAACAGUUACCCUCCUAAAAGUACAGCCAGUCUUCUUCUCCAUCUUCUUAACGCUACAUUACUGAUCCUGAUUUACCUAAACCGCUCCUUGAUUGACAUCACGCUCCCUCAACGUCCCUCUCAAGAAGAACAAACCAAGGAGGACUAG
Messenger RNA from Eremothecium cymbalariae DBVPG#7215, 1377 nucleotides. RefSeq names its product dolichyl-P-Man:Man(5)GlcNAc(2)-PP-dolichol alpha-1,3-mannosyltransferase (gene ALG3). Bases 1 to 1377 code for a protein of 458 amino acids. Lineage: Eukaryota; Fungi; Ascomycota; Saccharomycetes; Saccharomycetales; Saccharomycetaceae. The record is from RefSeq and is a predicted model, not a curated record. Gene Ontology annotation, cellular component: endoplasmic reticulum. Gene Ontology annotation, molecular function: dol-P-Man:Man(5)GlcNAc(2)-PP-Dol alpha-1,3-mannosyltransferase activity. The transcript has a single exon.